GGAAACCUCAGCUGGGCAGGUGCGGCAAGGGAGUGGCCGAAGAGGUAGCUCGCUCGGUAGCUUGGCAGGGCUGACUCGGGCGCCCGUGGCACGGCCAGCGCCGCUGCCGCCGCCGCCUCCUCCGCCUCCGCGAAGCCCUCAGCCCCCUCGUGGCCCCGGGCGACGCAGCCCGUGGCCAGCCCCAGUUGUCUAGAAGGGUACCGUACGUCGGCGGGCUGUGGUCCCCGGGCCCCCCGAGCGGGCUCCUAGCGGGGCUCAACCCCGCUAGGGCGCCUUUCAUGGCUAUGAUGCGGCCCUUCCCGGCGCUGCCGCUGCUCAUCAACCUGGGCGGCUCGCUGCUGGGCUUCGUGGCCACGCUCACGCUCAUCCCGGCCUUCCGCGGCCAUUUCAUCACGGCUCGCCUCUGCGGCCUGGACCUCAACAAGACCAGCCGCCAGCCCAUCCCCGAGUCCCAGGGUGUCAUCAGUGGUGCAGUUUUCCUCAUCAUCCUCUUCUGCUUCAUCCCCGUUCCCUUCCUAAACUGCUUUGUGGAGGACCAGUGUAAGGCCUUCCCCUACCAGGAGUUUGUGGCCCUGAUAGGUGCCUUGCUCGCUAUCUGCUGCAUGAUCUUUCUGGGCUUUGCGGAUGAUGUUCUGAACCUGCGAUGGCGCCACAAGCUGUUGCUGCCCACUGCUGCCUCUCUACCUCUCCUCAUGGUCUAUUUCACCAACUUCGGCAAUACAACAAUCGUGGUGCCAAAGCCUUUCCGUUCCAUGCUUGGCUUGCAUCUGGACCUUGGCAUCCUGUAUUAUGUCUACAUGGGACUGCUGGCUGUGUUCUGUACCAAUGCUAUCAACAUCUUAGCAGGGAUCAAUGGGCUGGAGGCUGGACAGUCUCUAGUCAUUUCUGCCUCCAUUAUCAUCUUCAAUCUGGUAGAGCUUGAAGGUGAUUACCAGGAUGACCACGUCUUUUCUCUCUACUUCAUGAUUCCAUUCUUCUUCACCACUUUGGGACUGCUGUAUCAUAACUGGUACCCUUCCCAGGUGUUUGUAGGGGAUACUUUCUGCUACUUCGCAGGCAUGACCUUCGCUGUGGUGGGCAUCCUGGGGCACUUCAGCAAGACCAUGCUCCUCUUCUUCAUGCCUCAGGUGUUCAACUUUCUCUACUCCCUUCCACAACUUCUCCAUAUCAUCCCUUGUCCACGCCACCGUGUGCCCAGGCUCAACACCAAAACAGGGAAGCUGGAGAUGAGCUAUUCCAAGUUCAAGGCCAAGAACCUUUCUCUCUUGGGCACCCUAAUUCUGAAGGGUGCAGAAGCCCUCCGACUGGUGGCUGUCCGUCGAGGUGAAAAUGAGGCUGGUGCCUACAUUGAGUGCAACAACAUGACGCUCAUUAACCUGCUUAUCAAGAUCCUGGGGCCCAUUCAUGAAAGAAAUCUCACUUUGUUGCUUCUGCUCCUGCAGAUUCUGGCUAGUGCCAUCACGUUCUCCAUUCGAUACCAGCUGGUUCGGCUCUUCUAUGAUAUUUGAGUCUUUGACCAUGACUCUUUACUCCAUAACCCUCUGUGCUCCUGUCUCAUGUGGAACCCUUGUUGGAUUAAGACUGUAUUCCCCAUAAGCCUAUUGGGCUUCUCCCUCUCCUUUACUGUCCUCCAAAUUAUCUCCUUGGGAGGUAUCCUACCCAUCCUACCCCUCAGUAAUUAUUUAUUGAUUAUAUUUGCCCUGUGAACGUCCCUAAAUUGAAAUUUUUCUCCCUUUCCUGAAGCCUCCUCUGGGGCAGGAGGUAGCUAUUUCUUGGAAGCUAGGUUGCCAUUAGGAAUCAGGCUAAGUUCCUGGUGGUUCCUAAUGGUUCCACCCUGAAGUGAUGUGUUACUGGGAAUUAAGUGUUUUGAUUAAUGAGGAGCAACCUGACUGGUCAUUUGCUCCUUUUGGUGAUAAUAAAUGUGUUUGGUUCACUUUUUUAA
This is a messenger RNA of Trichosurus vulpecula (common brushtail), 1942 nucleotides long. It is a transcript of the gene DPAGT1, whose product is annotated as dolichyl-phosphate N-acetylglucosaminephosphotransferase 1. Lineage: Eukaryota; Metazoa; Chordata; Mammalia; Diprotodontia; Phalangeridae. Gene Ontology annotation, biological process: protein N-linked glycosylation; dolichol-linked oligosaccharide biosynthetic process. The record is from RefSeq and is a predicted model, not a curated record. Bases 279 to 1508 code for a protein of 409 amino acids. The transcript has 9 exons. Gene Ontology annotation, cellular component: membrane. Gene Ontology annotation, molecular function: UDP-N-acetylglucosamine-dolichyl-phosphate N-acetylglucosaminephosphotransferase activity.